Messenger RNA from Suncus etruscus (white-toothed pygmy shrew), 536 nucleotides. RefSeq names its product coiled-coil domain containing 184 (gene CCDC184). The transcript has a single exon. Lineage: Eukaryota; Metazoa; Chordata; Mammalia; Eulipotyphla; Soricidae. Gene Ontology annotation, cellular component: cytoplasm. The record is from RefSeq and is a predicted model, not a curated record. The coding region runs from base 3 to 536 and encodes 177 amino acids.
CCAUGGAGGACGGGCCGCUGGACGUGAUGACCAAGGACGGCGGCGAGCUGCCCGCGCCCCUGGAGGUGGCCCCGGUGCCCGGCGUGGGCGACGUGCUGUCCGGGGAGUACAACGGCGGCAUGAAGGAGCUGAUGGAGCGCCUCAAGGAGCAGCUGCAGGCGCUCUUCGAGGACGUGCGCGCCAUGCGGGGCGCCCUGGACGAGCAGGCCUCGCACAUCCAGGUGCUGUCGGACGACGUGUGCGCCAACCAGCGCGCCAUCGUGUCCAUGUGCCAGAUCAUCACCACCGCGCCCCGGCAGGCCGCCCCGGGGGGCCCCAGGGGCGCGCCCGCCGAGCCGGAGCCCCCCGCGCCCGCGGGCCCCUUCGCGGAGGACGAGGACGAGGAGGGGCUGGAGGAGGAGGACGACGCCGAGGCGCUGCCCGGGGCCCCCGCACCCGCCGCCGGCCUCCUGGCUGCGGGGGACGGGCCACUUGUGGAGCCCCCGGAGCUGCCCGACAUCACGCUGCUGCAGCUGGAGGACGAGGUGUCCCUGUGA